Molecule: messenger RNA, 2933 nt
Organism: Pteropus alecto (black flying fox)
Lineage: Eukaryota; Metazoa; Chordata; Mammalia; Chiroptera; Pteropodidae
Gene: FGF2
Product: fibroblast growth factor 2
Exons: 3
Biological process (GO): animal organ morphogenesis; cell differentiation; positive regulation of protein phosphorylation
Cellular component (GO): cytoplasm
Molecular function (GO): growth factor activity; fibroblast growth factor receptor binding
Source: RefSeq, a predicted model, not a curated record
GCCCUGCCGGAGGACGGCGGCAGCGGCGCCUUCCCGCCCGGCCACUUCAAGGACCCCAAACGGCUGUACUGCAAGAACGGGGGCUUCUUCCUGCGCAUCCACCCCGACGGCCGCGUGGACGGGGUCCGGGAGAAGAGCGACCCUCACAUCAAACUACAACUGCAAGCAGAGGAGAGAGGGGUCGUGUCCAUCAAGGGAGUGUGUGCGAACCGCUAUCUCGCCAUGAAGGAGGAUGGACGGCUGCUGGCUUCCAAAUGUGUUACGGACGAGUGUUUCUUUUUUGAACGACUGGAGUCUAAUAACUACAAUACUUACCGGUCAAGGAAAUACUCCAGUUGGUACGUGGCAUUGAAACGAACUGGGCAGUAUAAACUUGGACCCAAAACAGGCCCUGGGCAGAAAGCUAUACUUUUUCUUCCAAUGUCUGCUAAGAGCUGAUCUUAAUGGCAACGUCUGAUCUCAUUUCAUGUGAAAGAAGAGGAAUAUUUUAGAAAUUUGUUCAUGAGAGAAAAAGGAUAACUUUUCUGGAUAACUGGUCAGAUAACCUUUUAUCUAAUAGUAAAAUAUUUAAUCAUUGCCUUAGUAAAGAAAAACAAAAAUUCCUAGAAAAUGUAUAACUUCCGCCUUUUAUAAAGCACUUGCCUUAAUCAAGUGAAGCUAAGUUAGAGCCACAAGAUUUUCAUACAUUUGCUUCAUUUGAAAAGAGGCUUUUAAAUACGCACUUUCACAUUUUCUUCGUGGCACGCACAGACGUUAGGAAAUUCAAGUCAGAUAUUUGGUUAACCCAAAACGUGCACUUCUCUCACGGCAUGUCACACAUUACUCUACAUGCACAACUUACUUAAAACCUUUCGAGACACGUAAGGAGGAAUUCAGCGCGCCCCGUCAUCGUGUGUGACUGUCAGGCAGCUCCCUGUGGUAGAGUUUGCAGAGCUUGCCUGUGUAAGCCGCCCGAAGUUCCUCCGCGGUCAGGUCGAUCUUGUCAAACCCUGCCCUGAACCCGUAGAGCAGCAGCUGAGCCACUCUGCUGGUGACGGGGGUGGCGUUUUCGGUGCUGGCCAGGUCCGUGAGGUCCAGCCACUCACACCGCAGGCACUCACGCUGGCAGAAGUCGAUGCUGAAUGAACGUGGCUUCAGGCGGCAGAUGACGUACAUGUCCGACUUCCCAAAAGCUCCGGGGACGCCGUGCUGUUGCCGGAGGCUCAGGAUGGACCUGAAUUCCGUCCUUACACCGGUCUCCUCAAAGACUUCUCGGACUGCCGUGUCUCCUACGUGCAAGGACCACACACAGGUCAAGGAAAGAACACUCUGCAAAUCAAGCCACGGAUUUGCAAAUCUAAUCAAGGAUUUCAUUUAAAGUAUCAUCACCUAAAGGUUCAACAGCAAAACUUCACCCUAAGAAAGUGAAGUGCUCAGUGCAAACUCUCUGCCUCCUGGACAUCCUGCUAUACCAAAGGAUCUCCUUACAGCUGUCCCUCUAAGAAGCUUUUGAAAUAGGAAUGUUUCUUUGGCUGCUGCUUGGGGACUUCCCCACUUGUAUGCUUUUAAAGUCACAUAUUUUUAACCUCUUCCUGCUCAGUUUCCCAAAAGGUGAAAACAUAGGUUGCAAAGCUGCAGUUAAUGUUCUUACAUAUUUCUCCCGUAUUAUCCUGCUCCCGAUUAUCCACCAACACAGCCUGAACUUGUACCUGUCAGUACCAGGGAAAAGCGACCCAUCCUUCCUUCUGAGGUGUGGAGCUGCAGGAUGUGCUGAACCCUGAAAGAUGCCACCCCCCGGGCCACGUGGGCUGAGGGGCUGCGGGGCCUCUGAAACCACUCGGCAGAUGCGUCACGGGCCUCGCUCCGACCCGUGGUCUCGGUGGAAUCCCGCUGGGGAAGUGGGUCAUCGCCUUCGGCUGAGAUUCCCAAGAACUGGGGUUCACUCCUCCAACACCCAAACGCUGCAGUCGCUCCUUCAGAGCUUUUCAAAAAACUUGUGAUACACAGAAUCUUAUAAUACAGCAAGGGUUUUCACAUUUUAUAAGGUUGACUUUUCAGUAAUAUGCCAAUGCAUAGGGCAGGGUUUUAUUGCCAUUAACAUUUUUUGGUGGCUGCUUUUUCUAAAUAUCCAGAUGAACUCUAAAUUCCGCGAUGCUCUGUCAUUGUCACCCAGAGUGCCCAUGAGGAGCCCUUAGAACAGCUGCCUUCCUCCCCCAGUUUGCUGGGAAACGCUAUACAGUUGUAUAGAUUUUUCUUCAGAUGCCCGUUAGUGCCUCCAUUUACUUGUUUGUCAAACAGUAAAUUCCCUUUGCCUUCUCAGUGGUCUUACUGGUGAAGACUGGGCAAGGAGGAGGAAGUCAGGAAAAGCGUCCCAUUGCCGUGGGCUCGGCCGUAGACUGCCUUUCCUAUUCUCUGGGUAUGCUCCGUUUUUUCCCCCUAAGCUGUUUGGGGAGGAGGUGUGAAACGCAGACAUUUGUCUGCCGUUUUUAAGUACAUGCCGACUUCCAUAAUUCUCAGUCUGGCAUACGUGUUUGUUAUUCAAUUUGUUAAAGAUUGUGGCAAGAGUCUUAAAUUUUACACGUCAUUUGCUGAUCUCACAUAAUGAUUGUUUCAAUGUUUAUUUUUCUUUAAAUGCUCUGAAAGAUAACAGGCGGUGGUGGGGCCUAUUUAGCUCUUGGUUCCACUAAGAGCAGGGAUUUGGUUCCCAAGUCUAGCCUGUUCUGCAUCACAGAAGCACAGGGCUGUGUGCCAUUCCGCCGUCUGCCCAGCUCAGCAGCCACCGUGGCGGCCGAACCCAAACCAGCGCCGCCUGGGUGGCUGGUCCGGUUUAAGCUGCGUCAGCCUUUCAAUGACUAGGACUGAAAACUGAACGGGCAAGUGCGCGCUCUGCAUCCAGGGUGCGAGAGAAGCUCUUCCCCAGGGGGUUCGCCAUGAAUUAAAAUUUCUUAUCCGGA